Molecule: messenger RNA, 1443 nt
Organism: Xylaria bambusicola
Lineage: Eukaryota; Fungi; Ascomycota; Sordariomycetes; Xylariales; Xylariaceae
Exons: 1
Coding region: 111-1289 (392 amino acids)
Source: RefSeq, a predicted model, not a curated record
UAACCUCUUGUUUUUGUGCUUAGUUCCAACGCAUUGUCUUAGCGGUAGUCGUCGUCCUUUUUUCACCAGCACGCACACUCCAACCAGCUAGCCAGCAUUUUUAUUUCACCAUGUCUGUCGUAAACCAACAAUACCCCAGCGAGGGGCAGAGCCGGAAGCUCGAGGCAACAGUAGUUCCAAUGGAGAGUGGCGCCGACGUAUCUGCGGAACAGUCCCCGGCCGAAUCGAUAUCCGCACCAAAAGAAGAUCCCCUCGAGGUGCUAGUGGAUGCAGAUGAUGAACAGUGCCUUAUCGAAGAGGCAACAGUCCUGAACACAAAAGAUUUGAAGACAAAAGAAGUCGUUAUUGAACCACCCGCCAUACCGAAGCGAAAUACCCUAAGAACGUCCCGUCUCCUUGACAACUUGAAGCUUAACUCUAUCGAAUCCGCUACCAAGUCCCUUAACACUACACACAAUGUCUACCUGUCAUCUGAAGAGGACGCUUCCUCUUCCGCCGACGAAUACUCAGAUGACGACUACGAAUCCUCGAGUGAAGAGUCUGAUCAAUCAUCAGUGAGGAGAGAGAGCCAGGAGAUUACCGCGCGUGUUGUAUCAGUGGUGUUCGUGGGUAAGCCCUGUGUAGUCGAGCUGGCCAGCAGCCGGCGGUCAGUAUCCCCUGCCAAGAGGCCUCAGUCCGAAUUCUUUGGACGCUCGGUAUCAUCGCCAUUUGGAAGAGAUUCACCACAGAGCCGCCCAGACUGCCCACAAAGAAAAAUCAGUUUGGCGUCGAUCAACGACCUACCCAAGCAAUCCCCUAGCUUCCUCAGCCAGGACCCCUUCAGUGCUAGCCCAUACACACGACGUGGAUCAGGCUUAACAAUUGAGACUAACUCGUCCGGAACAUUCUCACGGGUACCCAGGACACCGACUCAAGCUGCUUUCCAACGUAUUCAGAAAACCAUUAGCCUAGCCAGGAAGCGAAGCCGACCAAAUCUCAAGGCUGCUGCUGAGAGCAAUGCAUCGAUGAGCAGCCUCAAUUUACCGAACCUCAACACGUCACAAGAGUCUCAGGAGUCUAACAAAUUAGAUACCGCCUCACCAGCAGCGGCGCAGUCACCGGUAACCUACAACGAGAUCCUCAAAGUUGCACGGAGGAAGUCUAUCAGUGCUUCCGCUGUUACAACUAUUGCACAAUCGCCAACAGUAGAGAGCCUACCAGCAUCGCCUAUGACUCUCAACCCAGCGAAACGGAGCUUACUUAGCGGCCUCAACAUGAACCGUCGACGAAGUAUGAGGAUAAAGAUAUAAUACCUCUUCGCAUCUUCCAUUUCCAUUCUCACAUUCUCUCGAUCCUUAAUCUCACUUACACUCUUAACUCUACUCUUAUCUUCUGCGGUUAAAAGGGGCCCACGAGGCAACAAGGCGCUCGCUCAUGGAUGAGCAGGUAACCGGGUGAUAUCAU